Micropterus salmoides (largemouth bass) is the source of this 3365-nucleotide messenger RNA. Its product is annotated as peroxisomal succinyl-coenzyme A thioesterase-like. Gene Ontology annotation, biological process: fatty acid metabolic process; acyl-CoA metabolic process. The transcript has 10 exons. The record is from RefSeq and is a predicted model, not a curated record. The coding region runs from base 37 to 1377 and encodes 446 amino acids. Gene Ontology annotation, molecular function: fatty acyl-CoA hydrolase activity. NCBI's taxonomy places the organism in Eukaryota, Metazoa, Chordata, Actinopteri, Centrarchiformes, Centrarchidae.
GUUUGCAUUUCUCCACAGAAGAUUAGUAAAGUAAGGAUGUCCCAGACUGUCCCUCCGAUUCUCUCUGUUCUCCCCAGUCGGGCUCUGGUUGAUAAGAAGUUCAAGGUGGUGGUGGAGAAUCUACCUCCAGGAUCUCCAGUAACACUUCACUCCCUCCUCCACUCUGAGGAAAAUGACUUCUGGGAGGCAUUCGGACACUACAUCAGUGAUCACAGGGGAACAGUGUGUGUUGCAGAGGAUUUGAGUUUUGGAGGCACGUACACAGGAAAAGAACCCAUGGGUUUGUUGUGGAGUAUGCGCCCAGUCCCAGGCAGCCGGAAAGGCCUCAGGCACUUCAGUGGUAUCAACCCCAAGAGGGGAACAAAGGUCAGCCAGGGGAAGGUGAAUCCCAAGAAGACCAGGAAGCUGGUCCAGAAAAACGCAGCAACUGUGAAUCCCCAUGUGGCCACCAUGAAACCAGACUUGGAAAAUCAUGUAUCAUCCUCUCAUUGGUUCAAUUCAGGAACCAGGCCUUUAGGCGUGAACCCGCCCUCAGACCAUUUUAAUAAUCUGUUUCUUCUUGCCUCAGGUCCAGGACCCUUCCCCGGGCUGUUGGAUAUGUGGGGAGGCGGUGGAGGGCUGGUCGAGUAUCGUUCGGCCUUGCUGGCUUCCCGUGGUUAUGUUUCUUUUGCGCUGGAGUAUUUCGCACCCUGUGAACAGAGGUCAGCAGAUGUAGAGUUGAACCUUUUUGAGACAGCAUUUUGUAUUCUCAAAGACCAUCCUCAAGUGAUCCCAGAGAAAAUUGGACUACUUGGUCUUUCCCUCGGCUCGACUGUGACCAUGUAUUUGGCAGCUGAGAGCACCGUUAUCAAGCCUCGUUGUUGUGUUUGUGUCAGCGGCAGCCAUGGUUAUCGGCGUGGAGGGCCCCUCAGAGGAGUCUUUGAACUGUUGCUCAAGAAUUCUCACAUGAUGCAUGUGGAUGAGAACAACUAUCAAAUAUGGCGAGAUAUGGGUCUAGGACUUACCAGUGACCUAUCAAAGAAAGUGGACGUAGGGAAAAUAAACUGUCCAAUGUUGUUGGUCAACAGCGAAGACGAUCACGUCUGGGCCACAGUGGAGUGUGCUGAGGAUAUCGCCCAGAUGAUGCAGGCUGCAGGGAAGGAGCACCUGCUGACCAGAGUACAAUACCCCAACACUGGACAUCUGAUUGAGCCGCCCUACUCACCUCACGUCAGGGCUUCUAACUUUAUAAUACAUUACACAAAACAGAAAGUCAUAAUGCUGUGGGGAGGACAAACCAAACCCCAUUCAGAUGCUCAGGAAGACGCCUGGAGGAAGAUCUUAAGCUUUCUACAGCACAAUCUCUACUGCAGCCCAACUCUCAAAGCCAAGAUGUGAAUGAUUACAUAAGCCAAAAAAUUGCUGUUGUGUGAUGAGGUCGUUUUCAUUACCUUAACACUAAUACCACAUGAUAUUUGGUCCUCACUGUAUUGGACCAUGUGCCUUUGUUGUGAUGAAUUGAAGUGCACAUUUAUUAUAUUCAUAUUUUUCAAAUUAUUGUCAUUAUUUCAUGUCCAAAAAGAAAAGACAAAUCUUUGCUUAGUUGAAUUAUCUUCAAGCCUUUGAGAUGUAAUGUAUUUACACAUGACAGCAAUUUUAAACAGUUGUGGAUUUCUGAAGAUCAUUUUUAUUAUAGAUUAGUAUCUUAUAUUUGGUUUUCAACACAUGAUGUUGAGUUAAAUCAGGGUUUUUAACACAGAUUAAAUGAACAGGUCAAGAUUUCAUUCCACUUUUCAGGUAAAUACCAUAGCAAAAUCAUUUUUAAGGGCCUACCUACCGACCGUAGUGUAUUCAGUCUGACAUCUUGUUUUUUCAAGGGACAAGAAUUUUACGUUGCCCAAACCAGUAUUAGUAAUUGAUAACUAACUACUUUUGUUUUUUACAGGUGAUAAUGUGUUAACUAAGUGUCUUGAAGAAAAUACUAGACGAGGCUGAGUCUGAGAUUUCCAUGAUGUCCACUGAAUCAAUUAGUUCCCUUUAUUACGAAACUUCAAAACAGUGACAAUUGCUAAAGACACAAAAGGGAGAUUGUGUUUAACUUUUAAUUUUUUUUAAAUUAAAAUAAUAUAAUAAGACUAGGGCUCUGUACCAAUUACAAAAAACAGUAAUUUAUUGAAAGCUAGCAUUAAAUGUCUGGUCAGAUCUUUUAUUUUAAUAAUCUUUCCUCAGAUAGUUUGUGAUUUUAAUCUAAAUUUGUCUAUUUUUUGACUGUGUAUUAUAUUUAGGCUUCUAGGAUUGCUUGUUUGGCAUUUAACAACAUGCCUACCCUGUCCUUCUCAAGAUAAACAAUUGAAGCAGUCCAGAAAAUUGACUAAUGGCAGCUAACGAGGUAGCCACCAUUAUAAGUCCUGCUGUCAGCCUGAGUCAGCUAUUUUCUCAUGUUUCUAGUGUUUUCUUACAUACAAGACAUUUAAUUAAAGAUUCACUGUUACAAUUCAGAGACGAAUAGUUUGAGCAAUGUAGAUUGUAGUGGUAGCUAAUAGCUUUGUUAGCUAAUUUAGCUAGCUAUCAUCAAAAGUGUCAAAAAUCACCUCAUAAAAAAACUAGUUUUUAUUUUUGAGAUUAUGUGCACUUAAAAUAUCAGAUUCAAUAGUUUCUAACAGUGACAUCAUGUUUUAGAUAUCCUGACAUUAAGAUGUUUGAUGCCACUUGUGCUGAUGUUAUUUCUGCCAUAAAAUCAUUCAUUCUGAUUUAUUAGCAUGUCUACCAAGUGUUGCAGAUCUCAGCGAUGAGAAUCAUUCAUGUUCUUCUGUUCAAAAGAUAUUAGCCUAUGUUUUGUUAAAUUAUAAAAUAAGCUCAAUAAAAUGGAAAUGACACUUGCUACCCUUAAGGAAAGGAUCCAUAUAUAAUCAUUAUGGAAGGAAUAUUUCAAGCCAUGAAGAACAUAGCCAAAGAGUUGUAAACCCUAUUAGCUCUUGUGAAAUCCCUGUUGGGCCUCUGGUUUUCAGAAAAUGUAAAAAAAAACCUUUCAUCAUCUUCAACAGUAUGCUUUACCAAAUUGGUGUUUACUGCAGGCCUGUCAUAUUCUGUGACUCUGUUAUUUUGUCCACUCCCUGUAUACUGAGAGGAUAUCACAGGGAACAGUACCACAUACUCCCAAAUACAAUUAAAUACAAGACACAAGAAUUUCUUUUGGUUGUAGAGGGGUUAUCAAAAGAAAAUAACAUUAAACAUUCUGGCUUUAUGAAAAACCUACAUAUUUGUUUUUGUACUAAGAUUGAUAAUAAUUUUGCUGAAUAAUAAAAUCACUGUGGAGAAUAAACAUUAGAGAAUCAAACUGGAUAAACCUAUUAAUAUAAUAAACUUGGGUAUUAAUACCCACCAUA